This is a messenger RNA of Closterium sp. NIES-65, 933 nucleotides long. Lineage: Eukaryota; Viridiplantae; Streptophyta; Zygnematophyceae; Desmidiales; Closteriaceae. The record is from the annotation of a GenBank genome assembly.
AUGAAGCAGGAUGUAGGGGCUCUCUCCUCUGCUCUUUGUCACCCCAUUCUUCCCCUAACCCUCCCCCCCUCCCCCUGCACGCCUCUUUCCAACGCCUCUUCCCCACUCCUCUCGCCCACACCACUCCACCACACCUACUCCCCACUCCCUCUCUCCUACCCCUCUCCCCCACGCCUUUCCCCCACGCAUUUUCCUCACCCCUCUCUCCCACCUCUUUCCCCCAUGCAUUUUCCUCACCCCCCUCUCCCCCCCCCACCCCUUUCCCCCACGCAUUUUGCUCACCCCAUUCCCCCACCCACCCCCUUCCCCCACGCAUUUCUCUCACCCCUCUCCCCCACCUCUUUCCCCCAUGCAUUUUCCUCACCCCCCUCUCCCCCCCCCAUCCCUUUCCCCCUCGCAUUUUGCUCACCCCUUUCCCCCACCCACCCCUUUCCCCCACGCAAUUUCCUCACCCCUCUCCCCGUUCAAGAGGAUGCUGAUUUAAGAGUGAAGCCCCUCCGAUUCUCCAUCCCGAUUGCCAUCCGCACCUCUCCAGGUGAACACAGUGCAGCAAGCAGCGUCCAUCACACUGCUCCAAUCCGCCUAUCCUGCAUCACCUCAUUGCUCUCUCUUGCUCCCUCUCACCACCCUUCUCCCCUAUCACCCACCAGUGUGCAUAGUCCUGUCAGUAGCAUCCACCCCCUGCCAUCUCUACACCCACACAUUGAUCAGCAAGCCCUCAUCUCUACACUGAGGCCGGUGGCACGGGCUGGUGGUUUGCCGUCCACAAAAGCAGUACCCGGCAGGUGCAAGGCCAAGAUCCCCACUCUCAUCACCGUCGCCUUCAUUGAAACCUUGGGGACCUCUGGCACUUGGCUUUGCCUCGUCCCACCCUUCGCCAUCCUCGCCCUCGCAAUAGACAGCAGCUCAUUGCUCAACGAUGUUGAUUUCUGA